This is a messenger RNA of Kogia breviceps (pygmy sperm whale), 1682 nucleotides long. It is a transcript of the gene ERI3, whose product is annotated as ERI1 exoribonuclease family member 3. The record is from RefSeq and is a predicted model, not a curated record. Gene Ontology annotation, molecular function: 3'-5'-RNA exonuclease activity; nucleic acid binding. Gene Ontology annotation, biological process: exonucleolytic trimming to generate mature 3'-end of 5.8S rRNA from tricistronic rRNA transcript (SSU-rRNA, 5.8S rRNA, LSU-rRNA). NCBI's taxonomy places the organism in Eukaryota, Metazoa, Chordata, Mammalia, Artiodactyla, Physeteridae.
GUGUGUUGUGGACUCGUGGUGCUGGCUGCCGCUGUUGAGGCGGCCGGGAACGGGCGGUGGGGAGCGGGCGGAGCUGGCCCUGCCUCUGCCUGGCCGGCGCCGCAGUCGGCGCGGGCCGCGCCCGCCGCCGUAAACUGCCCGGAGCGCCUGCUCAGGCCGAGGGAGAAGUCGGGGCCUGCACCUGGAGGGAGCCUGCCGCGCUGGCCCCGAGGAGGGGGCGUUGCCAUGGCGACAGCCUCUCCCGCUGCUGACGGGGGGCGGGGGCGGCCCUGGGAAGGAGGGCUGGUCUCCUGGCCCCCUGCUCCUCCCCUUACAAUCCCCUGGACUUGGAUGGGCCCGAGUUGGGGGCAACACUCCGGGCAUUGGGGCUUUCCAGCUCUCACAGAACCUUCAGCAUCCCCAGCGGCCAGUCUUGGCAUCUUCGAAGUAAGGAGAGUUUUAGAUGCUUCUGGAUGUUCAAUGCUAGCACCUUUACAGACUGGAGCAGCUCGAUUUUCUUCAUAUUUACUUUCAAGAGCAAGAAAAGUGCUGGGCUCCCACUUAUUUUCUCCCUGUGGUGUUCCGGAGUUCUGCUCCAUAUCCACCAGAAAGCUGGCGGCCCACAGCUUUGGCGCAUCCAUGGCGGCAAUGAUGUCCUUCCCUCCCCAGAGGUAUCACUACUUUUUAGUGCUGGACUUUGAGGCCACGUGUGACAAGCCGCAGAUUCAUCCUCAGGAAAUCAUCGAGUUCCCCAUCCUGAAGCUAAAUGGCCGGACCAUGGAGAUUGAGUCUACCUUUCACAUGUAUGUCCAGCCCGUAGUCCAUCCACAGCUUACUCCCUUCUGUACAGAGCUCACCGGGAUUAUUCAAGCCAUGGUGGAUGGUCAGCCAAGCCUGCAGCAAGUGCUGGAGAGGGUCGAUGAGUGGAUGGCGAAGGAAGGCCUCUUAGAUCCAAACGUCAAGUCAAUUUUUGUCACCUGUGGAGACUGGGACUUAAAAGUCAUGCUCCCGGGCCAAUGCCAGUACUUGGGCUUGCCAGUGGCAGAUUACUUCAAGCAGUGGAUUAAUCUGAAAAAGGCUUACAGCUUCGCCAUGGGCUGCUGGCCCAAGAAUGGACUUCUAGACAUGAACAAGGGCCUCAGCCUGCAACACAUAGGCCGGCCCCACAGCGGCAUUGAUGACUGCAAGAACAUUGCCAACAUCAUGAAGACACUCGCAUACCGAGGCUUCAUCUUCAAGCAGACAUCAAAGCCGUUCUGACUGGCCGAGGAUGGGAUGGGGCAGGACAGGGUAGCUGCUUGGCCCAGCCCAAAACCCUCCUCUCCCUCACCAGAGGGGCAAAGGGAGAGUGGCACAGCUCUACGUCCAGAGUGUCCCCCAGCCCGCCCUGUGGGCUUGUGUCCUGGGUGAGGCUUGGCCACUUGGCCCCUCUGGAACAGACACUUUGUGCCCCCUACCCCCUCCCCUCAACCUCAGCCCAGUAUCAGGCCCUCCCAUUGUGGGCCUGGGCUGGGGGACCUCCUCCUCACUGUCUCCUCCCAGUACAGGCUUCUUGCUGGGGCCACCAAGCCCCCCUGUGCCCCCUCCCAUCUGUAGUGCAUGGUGUGUGGUGCCCCCAGGGCUCCAGGACAGAUCAGGCCCCACCUUGUGUCUACCCCCAUCCCCGCUGUGAACGUGCCACUGAAUAAAGUCGGGGAAACGAG